Saxophila tyrrhenica is the source of this 789-nucleotide messenger RNA. RefSeq lists its product as uncharacterized. The record is from RefSeq and is a predicted model, not a curated record. NCBI's taxonomy places the organism in Eukaryota, Fungi, Ascomycota, Dothideomycetes, Mycosphaerellales, Extremaceae. The transcript has 2 exons. Bases 1 to 789 code for a protein of 262 amino acids.
AUGGCAAAAGCGAAGCCUGCAGCAGCGGCGGCGCCAACGCGCAAAAGCAUUCCACGCGCCGCAAAGAGCGACACCGCAAAGAAGGCCGCAGCAGCGGCAAAGGAAGCAACACAAGCCAACACUUCGAAGAAGCGCGCCCCUGCCAAAGCCGCAGCCAAGAAGAAACCCACCGCCAAAGCGGCGGCCAAGCCUACCGGUGUGAAGAAGUCGACAAGCCCGAAGAAGAAGGCUGCUGCGAAGAAAACCACAACUAAGGCUCCAGCGAAGAAAGUCGCCACGAAAGCGGCGACGAAGGCUCCAGCAGCAAAGAAAGCUGCUGCUAAGAAGCCGGCUACAAAGAAGGCUGCCACCAAGAAAACCACGGCGACGAAGGCCCCGGCGGCGAAGAAGGCUGCAACGAAGCAGCCCGCCACUUCCAGACAAGCCUCGCCGGCCAAAUCGUCGAGAGGAGUCUCUCCUGAGAUGAAGAGGGAGAAGGUCUCGGCGUCGUUGGGCGGAAGCAACGCUGCAAGACCAUCAGGCAAGUUAGCUAGACUAACAGGCUUCGAGCGAAACAUUGCGGAGAUGAACGGAGAUCUACCGCUCGACAGACUCCUUGGGAGAAUCAAGUCCGUCACAGUAAGGCAUGCCCAUCUCCUGGUCGAGCUCGCCGAUACUAAUGCUUUCGUCUUCGUUCAGCCGCAGCCACAGAGGGACCCGCGACGCAACAAAUCGGCAUCCCCAGCGAAGAGCGUGAGCCCUGGCAAGAUUUCGAAGCCGAGCGUCCAGAAGAAACCUCAUUCGAAGUGA